UCCGCUCCUACUCCACAACCACAGCCACCUCCGCCACGGUAACCACCGCCACCAUCACCUCGUCAUCGGGCAACGCCGAGCCCGUCCGUCCAGUUCGGUGCGCGCGCCAGACGACCGCUCGCCGUGGUCGCACAAACUCAAGCCCCGCGUUGUACCAGUCAGCCGCGUCAUUCCGCUCCACCAUCGCCAUAUUUUGCCGUUUGGCGCCCAUUUCGAUCCCUGUUGUACCCACCACCCAUCAGUGACGACGUUUUUCCGAUCCGUUUUACGCUUGACAGAAUAUUAAUAAUAUAUAUAUAUAUAUAACACACACACUCGCGCGCGUACGUAAACUGCAGUGCCGCACGUAUCGGUUGUUAAUUUUGUUUAUAAUUUCGUUUUUUGUGUUCCUUUCGGACAAGUGCGCGAGAAAACUGUUUACUGGCAAACGCAGUGGUGUGCGCCUAACUACCUGUCUACACGCCAUCGUCUCGUAUAUGACGCAGUAGCCGAUUGCUGUGAUGAUGCAGGACGACGACGACGACGACCGCGGUCGACGACGUAAUCAUCUCCGUCACUGAAGGACCCACAUGAAGUUGCAGAUAUUAUGUGGGCGCGCGAAAUGUAGGCGUCGGGCGAGCUAGCAUGCGGAGCGCCAGCACAGUGAGCGGCCCUCUACUGUCUGUUUCAACGCCUGCCAGCCAACAAAACCGGUUCGCUGCCGUCCACCUGCUCACUGGCCAAUUAUUGUAUUUCAUUGUCGAGGGUAAAUCUCGGGUGAAAGAAGUCUUCUCACAGCUGAUGACUUACAUGAUUGCUCAAGGAAUGCAGGAGGUCGAACUGUUCGCACUGGCAUUUAUUCUAGACGAAGAAUAUUUUUUCACUGACCCUGAAAGUAAACUGUCUAAGUAUUCGCCAAAAAGUUGGAAAUCUUCUUCGACAUAUGGUCUCGAUCAAAACGGCCAACCUCUACUCCAGUUGCAUUUACGCGUCAAGUUCUACGUCGACACUACUAAAUCUCUACGCGAUGACAUCACCCGGCAACACUAUUACCUUCAGCUGCGCAAAAAUGUCGCGGACAGGGGCGGCCCCACGGAAGACGGCGACCACCAGAACGUACUGCCGCUGGUGGCACUCGGCCUGCAGGCGGACCUCGGCGAUCACACGGCCGACACUGACAUAUCGUCGGAGCUGCUUGACCAGUAUCUCCCACCGAAGGCGUACAAGAUUAAUGAGCACAAGGUGAAACAGACGUUGUGCACUCUGCACAAGGGCCAUAAAGGAAUGUCCAAGACUUGUGCGCAGACAAUGUUUCUCCAGGAAGCUGGUGUGGUGCAAAAGUCUCACCUAUACCGGUUGCGGUUGAACAAGUCGCAGCCGAAACAAAGUCAGGGAUGCGCGAUGUCCAUAUGCAACAGCGUGUUUUUGGCCAUUUCUAUCAACGGCGUACAGAUGUACCACGAAAGCUUAUCGCAAGCGCUCACUGGUUUAUUCUUGUGGAACACCAUCGUCAAGCUGUGUUUUGACCGUAAAAAAUUCGAGCUGAGGCCAUCGAACAUAGAUCGGUUGGUGUACUACACGAAUUCUGACGAGAAGAGCAAGAGGAUAUUAGCACUGUGUCGAGAAACUCAUCAAUUUAGCAUGACAGUACACCCGAGGCUUUUGGACGCGUUUUUGAACAACAACACAUCUGAUAAGAACGCGUUCGACGGGCUGAAAUGGACCAACGAUAAGAAAUCAAAAUCGAAAAAAAACGAUGACGCCAUCGAAAACAAAAAAUGCGAGAACGGCGGUUGCUCCGAUUCCAGUAUUUCGACGGCCGACCCGAAGACCUCUAUUUCCAAGGACAAGGUGCCCAACGGAAGCAUAUCGUCCAGCGUGGAGCUGGGCUACAGUCACACGGCUCAGAACUCAGCCAUGUCCGAGCUGGACUACUCGGUGCAGUCGGCGCAGGACAGCAGCGACGCGUACCUGAUGUACAGGCACCCGAGGGCCAGGGCGGCUUACGUGGACAACAGCAACCAAUCGGCGAACACCAGCAGUGGCGUGUACACGUGCGCUAGCUACAGCACGACGUCCAAGGACAUGGCGUCCGCGUCGUAUACCACCGAGAACUGCAGUGUGGACUGCAACCACGUCGGCGGAAUUUACAAAGCUACAACAGUCGCGGCCGCUAUGCAGAAAUCGUCCACGAUGGCGCAGCAACCUGACGCUGACUCAGCGUACAGCGCAUCAUUGCCGCCGGACACGGUGGCGGCGUCGUCCACGUCGGCGGACGAGGAAGGUCGUCCGAUGGGCCACGGUCAGCAGACCACAGCAGUCGACGACUGCGACGGGGGCUGUGGCGGCACCGACGAGCUGUACGACCUGUCAGCCGCGGCCACCAGCGACAGUUCAUAUUGCGUCGGCAUCGCCACGACCGCCACAACCGCCUCCGAUGUGGCCCUGUCGUCGGCAUCGUCGUCCAAAUGCGGCGAUACUGGUUGCAGUAACCGGUGCGCGCUGGACGGUUACGCGGACGUGGGUGGUGCGGCGACCGGCGGCCGCAGCCGUAGCGGUUCAGUGGUUAGUAACUCGGGCAGUUUCCGCGGUGACGGCAGCGACCCAUCCGAGGGCGGGCGCGGCGCACUCCUGUCCGCCGUCGAGCUGUCCGACCUGAUUGUCGGUCGUAAGUCGUUACAGACGCCCCGCAAGGGUUUCUAUCCGUCGCGGCCGACCACCAGCUCGACACUAGACUCAGACUCAGAUUACGUGACGUUGCCCCCACCGAUGAACUUCGUAACCGGUGCCCCGUCCUUGUCCAACCUAUCACUGGCCAACUUCGACUGCGGCACCGGCACUGUGGCCCCGCACUGGGACGUCCGUCGGUCGCUUGACCUGCUGUCCAAUGUGGUCAAGUUUUGCGGUGGUCAUCACCAUCACCAUCACCAUCACCAGUGCGUGCAGGUCAACAGCAACAAUUACUUGGACGUGCAUAAGAGCGGCGCAGCGUUCUAUCACCACAUCUACCCGGCUGCCGCCUCCGUAGCCUCGGUAGCGCCACCGCUUCUGCACGCUCGACAACCACCGCCGCCCCCACCACCACCACGGCCCAAGCGAUUCGACUUGCAGCUGGAACAAUACAAACAGCAGCUCCGGUCCGAUGUCGAUUUCGUCGUGUAUCCGCUCCAAGAUCCGGCGGUCAGCCGCCAAGAAUAUGUGGACGCCAAGCUGGCCCGUGGUCGUCGGAACCAAUACCACAGGUAUUACGGCUGCGACCCGCCGUCGUACCAGGCCAACGCACACCUGUAUCGAAGCACACCAAACGUAGCAGUCGCAGUGUCACCGCCCCCGCCACCACCGUCCUCGUCGUCAGCGUCGUCGUCGUCGCUGUCCCACCAGCAGUUCCAACACCAUCAUCACCACCAUCACCUGCUCAGUCAGCAGCAGCAACUGCAGCUGCAGCAACAGCAACUACAGCUUCAUCAACAGCAACUGCUGCUGCAGCAACAGCAACAGCCACCGCCGCUGCCUCCGUUGCCGCCACACUUGAAAUACGCUUCCAAUCAAAACUUGCUGUUCCCUGCCACCGUGGCCGCAUCCGCCGACUACGCGGCGCAGCACCAUCACCACCGCCGUCACAGGCUGCAGCCGUUGCCGCUUCCCGUCCGAACGUACUCUCACGAUGACUUACUGGCGGCCACUACGUCGGCACCAGCCGUACCCCCGAAAGUUCAGCUGUUCCAUCGACGGCCACCACCACCACCACCACCAGUGACCGAACUCCAGAAGCCCGCGGCUGUUAUCCACCCUCGUCGCCCCGCUGCUGUGGACGCCGCCACCACCACCACCGCUGCCACCACCACCAACGGCGCCACCACUCCUACGGGGUCCCAGUCGGUGUUGGACAUCUUAUUAUUGCGGGAGAAAAGCCGCAACCUGGACUUGCCACUCAUAUCAGCUCUGUGCAACGACCAGACGCUGCUUAAGCAAACCAACGCCCUGGUGACCGAAAACAAGGCCACGCAAACCGUGCCCCCGCCUUCGUCGUCCCUUUCCGCCGCUACGGCCCUCGCGGCGUCUUUGUACCAGCCACUACCACCGCUGUCUUUAUCUUCGUACCAUCAACCGCCACCACUGCCUUCGUCUUCGUACCAACCACCGCCGCUGCCGUCGUCUGCGGAACAGACGCAGCCGCUUCAGAGUGGCGCCGCAUCCUCCAAUAAGCCGAAUAGCACGAGGUGCACCAACGGUACGUCGUCGUAUUCGUCGCCACCGCCGCAGAGUUUUAUAUCGGCUUCGGCGUCGUCUUCUGUUGUAGCCACCGCCGCCGUUAAGACGGCCAAAUCAAAAACCAACCACGUCAAAACCAACACAAAUAUUAUUUAGUAAUUACCUAUAGUUUAAAUUCCAUACAAUUACCUAUGAAAUAUUUUUUUAUUAUAUAUUUAUAAAAGCGAGAAGUAGAAGGGUGUCCGAGUAAGAUGUUUUUUAUUUUUUUAGGGAAAAGGAACCCUAAAUAUAUUGUUGGUUAUCCGGGGGAAGGGGGGGGGGAGAGGGAGAAGAGAGAGAGAGAGAGAGAGAGAGAGAUUGCCUUAGACAUUAUCCUAAUAACCAUAUUGGAGUUCGGACGCUUAUUGUUUCUCGACGAACGCACGUGUUUAGGUUUUAUUGUUUGUAAUGAAUCGGGAACGUGGGUUUUCAGUAACAUUCCGAUCCAGAAUGACAUUAUAUGCUAUAUUUCAUUAUCUCGAUUUUCCAACGAUUGUCUUAUAAUAUUCAUAGAGGUCUGUCAAAUGUGUAACCACCAGGUUACCUACUUUGGUUUUUACUCGGACACCCUCUGCGCGCGUAAUUUAGUAUCGUUACCUUAUAAUAUUUAUUUGUGCCAAUUUUAUUUUUAUACAUGUGUAUACUACACGAAUGAUAAGAUGAUUUUUUUAACACUCGUUACACAACUCGCAUCGAUUUUGUAAAUUUUAAGGUUACAAUAUUUAUGUAUUAUAUAUAUUAUGAAAAACUAUCAGUAUAGGAUUAAUUGUACAAGCUCGGGGCAUAAGUCACUUGAAACAUAGUUUUUAUAGUUCUUAUGCUCCGAUCAAUUUAAAAAAUGGUAUACCUACUCAAAAUUAGGAUUACUAUCAAUUAUAUUAUUAUUAUGUCGAACUUUUUUUUUUAACGGUCUUCCACGAAUUUCGUUGUUUUUAAUGUACUGAGCAAUACGUACAAUAAUUGUACUAAUAAUAAGCCAUUUUUUGUAUUAAUAUUAUCCAUGGCCGAUAGACUGUUAUUUUAGCACCGCCAUAAAUAUUAAGUGUUUGAUUGUUAGUAUUUAAGAUAUUAUAUGUGUCAAUUUUGAUUAAACUCUAGACUUGAUGUAAUGUGCCAAAAAAUGAUUGGUUCAUAAUCGUACAAUUCAGUUAUUCUAACAUAUAGAAAAAAUUUAAAUAAUUAUAGCCUCGAUUGCCUAUUCUUUUGUUAUAGGACCAUAAUAGGUUAAUAUUAUAAUAUUAUUAAUUUUGUAAUAUUUUUAUGUACCCUCAUAUUUGUGCUUACUUGUGUUAAUUAGUUACCUAAAAAGUGCCUCCUCAUUUUUUACAUUUUUUUAUGUUAUUAUUAAAUAUUAUCAAAACACUAUUUUUUUUUUGUAUAUUGAAGAAGUUACUUUUAACUUUUUAGUAUUUAAAAAUCAGUACAAAAUAUUGCACAGUAUUAUUUUGUUUUUUUCUUUUUAUAAAAUUGUAUAUUUACGUAUUUUAGAUUUGAAUAAAUAUUAUCUAUUGUAACAUGUU
Metopolophium dirhodum (rose-grain aphid) is the source of this 5750-nucleotide messenger RNA. Its product is annotated as protein expanded-like. The transcript is spliced from 11 exons. The record is from RefSeq and is a predicted model, not a curated record. Gene Ontology annotation, cellular component: cytoplasmic side of apical plasma membrane; cytoskeleton. Lineage: Eukaryota; Metazoa; Arthropoda; Insecta; Hemiptera; Aphididae. The coding region runs from base 625 to 4347 and encodes 1240 amino acids. Gene Ontology annotation, biological process: positive regulation of hippo signaling.